This is a messenger RNA of Carassius gibelio (silver crucian carp), 1041 nucleotides long. It is a transcript of the gene ecrg4a, whose product is annotated as ECRG4 augurin precursor a. Gene Ontology annotation, biological process: regulation of cell population proliferation; cellular senescence; G1 to G0 transition. The coding region runs from base 102 to 530 and encodes 142 amino acids. The transcript is spliced from 4 exons. The record is from RefSeq and is a predicted model, not a curated record. NCBI's taxonomy places the organism in Eukaryota, Metazoa, Chordata, Actinopteri, Cypriniformes, Cyprinidae.
UUUGCGUGGGCUUCCCUCGGGCUCUCUCCUCCUCUCUCCUCUCUGUGUAUUCGCUUGCAGAUCAACGGUGUUGUGCAAAUCGACAGAGGAGACAAGAAAUCAUGGUUUCUGAAAAGUUUUACUUGCGCUUGCUCACCUUCGUGACCCUUUUGACAGUACUGGCACUCUCGGAUGUCGCAAGUGAGAACACUCUGGAAAAACUCUUGAUGAAAAAGGUGGACGGUGAUGUAAAGCCAGCUGCAGCUGUGGCUGUGACUCCCUCCAGGGCCAAACAGUUCCUGGCCUCCCUUAAAAGACCCAAAAGGAACCUGUGGGACCGCAGCCGCCCUGAUGUUCAGCAGUGGAUCCAGCAGUUCAUGUACAUGGGCUAUGAUGAAGCAAGACUUGAAACGGAUCUGGCCUACUGGAUGGACUACUACCGCUCCAGUGACCAGGGUCGCCAGCAUCACUAUGAUGAAAACUCUCCCAUGGGGCCCCGCAGCGCCGGCUCUUACAGACACGGGGCUAAUGUCAAUUACGACUACUACUAAAACAACGAAGACAAAACCGCCCUGAUUUAGCACACAGCGGCACCAGCUUGCUUCUUCCUUCUGUACUGUGUGCUUCCUUUUGUAAAUGAAAAUCACGAAGGGAAAAAGUCAAUUUUAAUAAUUCACACAUAAAUGAAGAAUGCCAUCAUUUAUUUGAAAAUGACAAAAAAUAAUGGAAAAAUAUAAUAAAAUUAACAUAUAGAGUUGAAAACCACUGUCAUAUACCAUAUGAUACCUUUUUGUGAAGAAAAGACUUUUAGAAAUUCAGGUCAUUAGCAAUAAUCUUGUCAAAUCAUAUUUUGAGCUCGACAGCCCCAGUCUUCUUUCAUAUAAAUUUCAUUACACGCAAAGGAACAAGAAUGAUGUUAUUCAAAAAAAAAAAAAAAAAAAAAAGAAUUCCUAAGGGGUUCGGAGUAAAUGAUCAGCGAAUCAUUUCUGGGUGAACUCGGUGUCUGUGUGCUGUUUUCAAAAGGCUGGAAAGAGUUACAAUAAAAAUCACAUUUUCAUAUCA